AUGAGUUCCCAGUAUUGUAAACUUUUUGUUGGUGGACUGAAUGUGAAUACUGACAGCAAUGAUCUGCGAAAGCAUUUCGAGCAGUAUGGUAAGCUCAUUGACUGCACUGUCAUCGUGAAUAAGCAGCUGCAGCGGUCCUGUUGUUUUGGCUUUGUAACCUUCACCACACUGGAGGAGGCUGACACAGCAGUUAAAGCUGGGCUGCACACUAUCGAUGGCCACAUAGUUGAAGUGAAGCAGGCCAUCUUAAGAGAGGACGCCAACAAACCAGAGGCCCUCAAAAACAUGAAGAAAGUCUUUGUUGGUGGUCUGAAAGAUGACAUUGAGGAGGAACAUCUGAUUAACCAUUUCAGGCCGUAUGGUGAUAUUGAGAAGGCUGUAGUAAUCUCAGAUAAGGAUACAGGAAAGAAACGAGGGUUUGGCUUCAUCUUCUUUGUUGAACACAACGCAACCAAGAAGGUGAUCGCAGAGAAGUUCCACAAUAUCAAUGGACACACAGUUGAGGUGAAGAAAGCCAUGACCAAGUAUUUGAUGCAGGACACCAGCAGAGGCAGCAUAGCAACGGGCAGACAGACAGGUAGAGGCAUGAGGGUAAAUCGAAAUGGCAACAGCGCCAAGGACUAUGGUGCAAACUAUCACUAUGGAAACAGGAAUGGAAACUACAGAAAUGGUGGCGACUACAACUUUGGCAGCAGCUAUAGAGGAUACCCUGGAUAUGUUGGAAGUUAUGGGGACCAGGAAAGUGGCUAUGGCGGUAGAAACGGCUAUGAGUUUGGAAGUGGCUAUGGCCAGCAUGCAUCUGGUUAUACAUCCUUUGGCCCUCAGGGAAGUUCUGCCCCCUAUAGCAGAGGCGGCGGCGUUGGCUACCCGUUGGAAGGUUAUGGUAGCAGCUAUGAAAAUAGGAUACUCCAUGGAAAAUCGAGCACCCAUUACACACCACAUUACUUCUAA
This is a messenger RNA of Solea senegalensis (Senegalese sole), 951 nucleotides long. Its product is annotated as heterogeneous nuclear ribonucleoprotein A0-like. Lineage: Eukaryota; Metazoa; Chordata; Actinopteri; Pleuronectiformes; Soleidae. Gene Ontology annotation, molecular function: RNA binding. The transcript has a single exon. The record is from RefSeq and is a predicted model, not a curated record. Bases 1 to 951 code for a protein of 316 amino acids.